AUGUCGUGGACAGGGUUCAAGAAAAAUGUCAACCGUGCAACUACGCAGAUGAUGAUGAAGACCGGUCAUGUGGAAAGGACUAAUGAUCGCGACUAUGAGAUUGAGGAGCGACGGUACCGGACUAUGGAGGCUGCUGCAAACCGGCUGCAAAAGGAAGCAAAGGGGUACCUGGAUUCGCUACGAGCUAUGACGGCGUCGCAAAUGCGCAUCGCAGAAACCAUCGAUGCCUUCUAUGGUGAUGCCGGUACCAAGGACGGUGUGAGCCGAAGUUACAAGCAAGCCGUCGAGGAUCUCGACGCCGAGACCAUCAAGGCCCUGGAUGGGCCAUACCGAACCACGGUGCUCGACCCGAUCUCACGGUUCUGUGCCUACUUCCCCGACGUCAACGAAUGCAUCAAAAAGCGCAACCACAAGCUCCUGGACUACGACGCCAUGCGGGCCAAAGUGAAGAAGCUCGUCGAGAAGCCCGACAAGGACGUCACCAAGCUGCCCCGCACCGAGCGCGAAACCGAAAUGGCCAAGCAGGCCUACGAGCAGCUGAACGAGCAGCUCUUUACUGAAUUGCCCCAACUCAUCGACCUGCGUGUGCCCUACCUCGACCCCAGCUUCGAGGCUCUGGUCAAGAUCCAGCUGCGCUUCUGUGCCGAGGCAUAUUCACGUAUGGCCCAGGUGCAGCAAUACCUCGAGGCUGAGACCCGAGAUCAAUACGCCCGUGGUGAUUUGGAUAAUCGCGUCGAGGAGGUGCUGCAGGAGAUUCGGGAUCUGAGCAUAGCAGGCACGGUCUGA
Messenger RNA from Penicillium alfredii, 786 nucleotides. RefSeq names its product amphiphysin-like protein RVS161. The record is from RefSeq and is a predicted model, not a curated record. Gene Ontology annotation, cellular component: Rvs161p-Rvs167p complex; mating projection tip; actin cortical patch. NCBI's taxonomy places the organism in Eukaryota, Fungi, Ascomycota, Eurotiomycetes, Eurotiales, Aspergillaceae. The coding region runs from base 1 to 786 and encodes 261 amino acids. Gene Ontology annotation, molecular function: protein binding; lipid binding. Gene Ontology annotation, biological process: actin filament organization; actin cortical patch localization; endocytosis. The transcript is spliced from 6 exons.